Pisolithus orientalis is the source of this 1950-nucleotide messenger RNA. Its product is annotated as MFS general substrate transporter. Lineage: Eukaryota; Fungi; Basidiomycota; Agaricomycetes; Boletales; Pisolithaceae. The record is from RefSeq and is a predicted model, not a curated record. Gene Ontology annotation, molecular function: sucrose:proton symporter activity. The transcript is spliced from 12 exons. Bases 1 to 1950 code for a protein of 649 amino acids. Gene Ontology annotation, biological process: transmembrane transport. Gene Ontology annotation, cellular component: membrane.
AUGACCAUCCCGUUUGGUGCGGACGCAGACCCCGACCCAACCUCCCAGAUUGCGUGGCCUGCCGCACGUCACAGGCAACGAACAUUGUCGACAACUCCUCUGGACAACGGCUCUCACUCGGGCGAGACCGCCAUGUCAUACCAGAGUGUAACAGGCAGUGGGAAGAGAUCUCAUGUGGAACCCAAGCGUGCACGCUUUAGUACGUGGGACCUCUUCACCCUGAGCGUCUCAAUGGCAGGGGCGCAAGUUGCAUGGACCAUCGAGCUGGGAUAUGGUACACCAUUCUUGUUAUCGUUAGGCAUAUCAGAGCAGGUCACCAGUCUUGUCUGGCUUGCGGGUCCGAUCAGCGGGCUAGUCGCUCAACCGCUCAUCGGUGCAAUAUCCGACUCGUCUACUUCCAAAUACAGACGCAGAUAUUGGAUUGGCCUCUCAACCGUGGCACUUGUGGCCGCAAUUCUAGUUCUGGCGUAUUGUGAGAGCCUGGCUGCGGUAUUGGUCGACUUGUAUGGCGGAGGGUUCGGCGACUGGGAUCCCGAACGUGACAAGCAAGUGAAUAAUGUUGCCAUCACGAUCGCUGUCGUUGCGUUCUAUGCCCUAGAUUUCGCUUUGAACGCUUUGCAAGCAUCAUUGAGAAAUCUUUUGCUAGAUAUCACGCCGCCCGAACAACUCAAUGCAGGGAACGCGUGGCAUAGUCGCAUGACUCAAGCCGGUAACAUCGUUGGUUAUGGAUUUGGUUUUUUACCCCUUGCUAAGAUCCCCGUUCUAAACUUCUUGGGUGGUGAUCAGUUUCGUAAAUUCUGUAUAAUCGGCAUGGCCACCCUGGUCAUCACUGUGUGGAUAACUUGCUGGUUCCACGAGGAGAAGCCCUAUGUCAAUCAGAAGAGAGAUAGGCAGAAUAAGCUCACAGAUAUCCUAGAGAACAUCUAUAACGCCAUCACAGACCUCCCGCGGUCCAUCAGGAAGGUAUGCCUCGUACAGCUGUUUGCCUUCAUGGGCUGGUUUCCUUUCCUUUUCUACUCCACGACAUACGUGGGCCAGGUAAUGGCUUAUCAGUUAGAUGGGGAGCCUGACAUCGAGCACGCCACGCGCAUCGGCGAGUUAGCCAUGCUGCUCUACAGUAUAGUUGCGGUGGUCGCUGGAGUUAUCCUCCCUCGACUCACGCGCCGUGAUAGCCGUUUACUUCCAGAAGACGGUGAUGACGAUGCCAGUCGUACCGAGCGUCUACGAGUCCUGCUUAAUCGCUGGCGGGAAGAGGCAGUGCAGAAGGGUAAACAAUUUAAGCUUCCUCGGAUGCCGUUGCUCCUUCGGGACAUAUGGGUAGGUGCAAUGCUACUGUUCGCCGUCCUUAUGUUUUCCACGUUUUGGAUAUCAACGGUGAACCAAGCAACUGUGAUGAUAUGCGCCGUUGGUGUGUGUUGGGGGGUUGCAUGCUGGGUGCCAUUUGCUAUAGUCAUGGAGUUCGUAAAGGACGUGAGCGAACGCCACACGACGAAUGUACGUCGGCCUGGUCGCCGCUCCUUAGAUGAACGCGAUCCUCUCUUUCAGUCCCAAUCCUCUCGUGGAGAAGAUGGCGAGGGAGAUAUCCCCGGUGAAGCUCUGGCAGGGAGUACCCAGCCUGUUGCGGGGGGAACCAUACUUGGGAUCCACAACCUUGCUAUCGUGACGCCCCAGUUUAUCAUUGCACUCGUGGCAAGCGCAAUCUUCCACAUUGUCGACGAAUCCGGCUCUCCCGUGGCAAUGCCAUCCCCAAAACCAAGCUUUGGGGACGGCCUCGGUGAACACACAACGUACUAUGGUAAGAAUGGUGUUGCAUGGGUGCUGCGCUUCGGUGGCCUUUGUGCGUUGGCUGGUGCGUUGGUGGCACAGACUGUGCCACCGACCAAAUCAGAGAGGGAGAUGAUGGAAGGUUUGGAGAUUCUCAGCGCCCUCCGGGACGAGGAGGAACCUUGA